Messenger RNA from Eurytemora carolleeae, 4905 nucleotides. RefSeq lists its product as uncharacterized. NCBI's taxonomy places the organism in Eukaryota, Metazoa, Arthropoda, Copepoda, Calanoida, Temoridae. Bases 285 to 3986 code for a protein of 1233 amino acids. The record is from RefSeq and is a predicted model, not a curated record. The transcript is spliced from 20 exons.
UAGAUAUAAUCCAUAGAUAACUAUGUAGUUUGUAAAUAGAUGAACAGAUCGGUAUUAUCAAGUAUAAAAAGACAGAAAUAUAAAACGUUAUUUACAUACAGAUAGAAAGAUAGCAAGUUAAAUAGAUAGAAAGAUAGAAGUAUACAUGAAAUAUAGAUAGAUAGAUAUAUAGAUAGAUAGAUUAAAAGAAAGAAGCUGAGCUAAAGAGUGAGAACUAAGCUGACCUGACCGGAAGCUCAGUUACUCCUCGAGUUUUCAACUUAAACCUGGAAAUAUCAAGUUAAAUGACACUACUGGAGAGAAGCAGUUCUGAACCCCCGGAGGAUAUAAACCUGAAAACAGGAUUAAGAUGUGGGUUUCCGAUCAAAAUUAAUGGAUUUUCUCUGGGUAGUCAGGAGAAUCUUAGCGAUACCUCAGAUAUAUUCGGGGUUACGCUUACCUCUAGAUUCGGCUCCGGAUCCAUAUCCUCCGCUUCUAGCUCUGAGAGGAGGAGAAGUCUCCGGGGAACAACUCCUGUGAAGAUUACAGGGGUUCAGUUUGUCAGAUCUCCGUCCCCGACAAAUGAUCCCUUUGCUACACCCUUCGGACCAGUUCAGAGUAGAAGAGCUCCUCAGGGUAGGUUCGGAGCUAAACGGUCCUUCCCAUCCACGCAAACAUCAUUGGAGUCAAAAAGUCAAUCUAUUAGUAACCUUUCAUAUAGUUCUUCUAUAUUUGAUGCCUCUCCAACCAUUUCUACAGUUAGAACUAACGAUCAUGAAAGGAGUUCGUCGGAAAAAAUUUUCUCCAAUAGGAAGGAAGAACACAUAACUCAGCAUGACAUUCAGUACAAUGAUAUACAAACAACAGAACCAUACAGUACACAGUUUAUUACUACGGAGAGUAAAGAAACAUUUGAAGAGAGUUCUAAAAUAUCGGAGGAAAAUACUAAAACCCAGAUAGUUGAGUCAGAGAAGAAGAAUUUCUUGUUGAAAGAAACAUAUAUUGACAGCUCAGUGAGCCAGACUCCUGUAAAGCUUCAGCGUCCAAGCCAUUUCAGACAAACUUCGCUAUCUGGAGCAGAGAAUUUCUCCAGUAGUCUGGUAAACCUGAUCUCCCAACAUAGAGACCAGGAUACCUUGAGCAAUACGUCCCAGGAAUAUAAAUCUACCUCAUACUCAACCCAACACAAUGAGUCAAGUCGUUCACAAGGAUUAUCAUCAAACCUGGAGGAACAUCCACCUGAUCCGUCCUUUCCAUACAGCUGCAACACCAGCUCUAGUAGUUUAGGACCUGGAUCAGGACUCUGUAGAAAUAUUUCCUCAGAUAAACUAGAAAAUGCAAUCAGUAACAUGGCAGACAAGCUUGAAUCUUUUAAAAAUGAAGUUACACAGAAUGUGAGGAUGGAGAAUAUAGACCAAGCUCUGAGCAACAUGAAGAAAACUCUCAGAUCUCUAAGAACCGAACCUGUCUCCUCUGGUUCUAACCUAGAUGAUGUGAUCUCUAACAUGAAGGAUACUCUGACUAGUAUCAGAUCUGAGGUUAAUCAUAAAACCUUGAGAGAGCUAAACCGUGAGAUGACUCCUUUUGACCUACCAGCAUUGAGCCCAGUUCCACAGAUUCUUGAAGCUAGGAGGGCAAAAAGAUUUAAUGUAGAUGAAGAAAUGAGGAAGGAUUUGGUUACAGUAGAACGGAUAAAACCUGGAUUCUCAGGAAGUGAAAGACUAGACGGAAAUAUAAAAUCUGACUCAAAGAAGUUUGAGGAAAGCCGAUCCUGUAAAUAUCCUGAGCUUGACCCAGAACCUAACUCCGACUCUGAGGACAGCCCAAGGGAGUACAGUGUAGAGGCCAGGAUAUUUAUAAAACAUCAAGGACAGGAUGAAGAUAUACUCAUAGUUUCCAAUGCUCCCAUCAUUAGCUCUGAUACCCCCAUGGAUACACAGGAAGAGGCCGAGAUGAAUCCGAGGAUAACUAACGUAGAGGAACCAGGUUUGAAGUAUAUAUCCUCUGUAUCUGCCUCAACCUCGCUUAUGGCAGACAUGUUUAUAUCAUCCAGACAUAAGACUCUAAUAAAUCAGUGCUUAGCAGAACUGGAACAAAAUGUUAAUCUAACUUCAACUUACUCAGAAAUAUCAGAAACCAACCUUGAAAAAAUGUCCGAAACCAACCUGGAGCAAAGAAAAGAGCAAGGACUAAAAUCAAACCUUGAACAAGGGUUAGAAACCAACCUGGAACAGAAACUCGACUCGUCAGACUAUGAACUUCAGUACAUUAAUAAAACCAGAGGAGUACAGAUAAAAAGAGAGGAGAUUACUAGCAAAGAACACCAGAUACAAACAUCUAUACUAGAACACAGAGCAGAGGAAUCAUCUACUCUGCUUCUGGACGGAGUUGAGGAGACUGAAACCUGGUCAGAAAACCAAACGUUAGAUGAUACUGAUUAUGAAACUGACACUGUGAAAGAGAACCUGGUUAAAUUAGACUCGGAGAACAUAUUCUCCUCUCAACCUGAAAACUCUAAUAAAGCCUUAAUAUUUAUGACAGAGUUUUCCUCCGACAAUGAUUCCUACUCAACCUACUACAACCUGGAGAAAUCUGGAGUUGAGAGGAUCACAAGGUUGGAUGAGAAGAGAUCAAGAAACCGAACCAUUGAUCUUCAUGAUCUUCCAAGUCUAUUCUGGGCCGGCACGGUAAAGGACUACCAUGAACGUCAGUAUGCAAUAACGCAAACAAGCGGAGAACAGACUGAUCAGCAGCUUGAUAUUGGAAAGGAAGAUAGGGUUGCAUGUUCCACAGAGGUGGAGCAUGAUGGCCGGGUCGAACUAGCCAAGGAUGGACUAGGUCUCAUCUUAAAAAGACUGCAGAACAUUGAACUGAAGCUUGACGAGUUAAAAACUAUUGAAACCUCAAUACUUGCGCAUGAUACAAGACGACAUUCCCUUCCUGGAAGAUUUAGUACUAUUCCAGAUGAUACAUUGAACCUGACACACCUGAAUUCAUUCCGACCAGAAAAUCAGGAUGAUUACUGCCUGACAAGAACCCCUACAGGAGAAGAUCUCCAAGACAAGGAUGAACUGGAGGUAAAGAAGGAAGAAGAAGAAUGUAUGCCUCCAGGUGGUUCCAAGGAGAGAGGGGAACAUAAGGAAGAGAAACAUCAUGAAGUUUCUGGAGAUGUUGACGACAGUUCAACCUGUUCAACCCCGACAUUCAUUGAUACGUACUCUAAACCUCAGGAGGUUGGAUAUGAGAGUGAUGUUACAGUUUACCAAGAUGAUCAUGAGUCUGAUUUUGAUAUUGUAAUUGAUGAAAAAUCAGAUAACGACGAUUCAAAUUUAGCCAGAUGGACGUACAAACCAUUUGGUUUGGAUAUUAGUGAGCUCAGUGACUGUACAGAAAGCGAAGACGACGACCCUGAAGCAAGGAAAAAAAGAAUUGAAAGUUUAGCAGCAGCAAUGGUUGACAAGGAUAAGUUGGUUUCUAAACCUGGAUUCAAGAGAGGAGAACUCAACAUGGAGAUUGAUACCUUGUCAGAGCGGAGUGAGGAGGAGGAGGAAGAGGCUUGGAGAAAGAGCAAACCUCAGAGAUCAAGACGACCAUCAGGAAGGAAGCGAAGUAUGUCAAGGGAGAGGAACGCGAAGAUAAGAUAUUGCUGGAGAUGUCAUCAUGCUGGUCAUGAGAACUGGCAGUGUCAGGAGGAUAUUCAACCUGGAGGAUGGUGUCCCAGAUGUCUUGAAUCUACGCAUUGGGAGGAUAGCUGCUGGGUCGAGCAGGCUGGAGUACUUUGUCCUAUAUGUUCUAUACCUGGACACCUACCAUGCGUACAUCAGGCAGCAGAUUUCAGACAGCGUAAACUUGUGAUAGAUACAUUUGGUUGGCUGGCCUUUAGAGAGUGGUUCCAGGAUUUAACUUUCCGAAGUUGGUGGAACUGUUCUGGGUAUACAGGAGUACCCUUAUACAAGAUCAUGCAGAGAAAUCCAGGACAGGAUCUAGACCUAGGGUUCGAGUCCUAGUGUCCUAGGGUCUAGUCCUAAUAUCCUAGGGUUCGAGUCCUAGUUAGUAUCCUAAUGUUCGAGUCCUAGUAUCCUAGAGACGAGUCCUAGUAUCCUAGGGUCGAGUCCUAGAAUCCUAGGGUUCGAGUCCUAGUAUCCUAGAGUUCGACUCCUAGUAUCCUAGGGUUCGAGUCCUAGUAUUCUAGAUUCGAGUCUAGUAUUCCUAGUGUUCGAGUCAUAUUGUAUCCGAGGGUCAAGUCUUAGUAUCUCAGGGUUUGAGUCCUAGUAUCCUAGGUUAGAGUCCUAUUAUAAUAUGUUAGAGUCCUAAGUAUCCUAGGGUUUGAAUCCUAGUAUCUUAGGUUAGAGUCCUAGUAUCCUAGGUUAGAGUCCUAGUAUCCUAGGUUAAAGUCCUAGUAUCCUAGGGUUAGAGUUCUAGUAUCCUAAGGUUUGAAAACACCUAAAAACCGCCAUUUUUAUUCUUUAUAAGAAAUCAAAUUCUAAUUAUUUCAGCGGGGGGAGGGCGGAUUGUUAAAUUGCUCAAUAAUUACGCCGUGUAGAUGUCAGCCAUAUAAAACUGUGCAAUUCAAAAACAAAUCUUAUGAAAAACGCUGAAUUUUAAUUUUAUAUUUUAGAUUAACUGUACAAUAACCAGGUCAAAUUUGUGAAAAUUUCUGAUCGUAUUUUUUGUGAUUUUGUUGUUGAACAAAAUGUAAAGUUUUGCUGUUCAUUAACGCUGUACAGCGUACGGUGUACAGUACGCGUAUAGUGUACAGUUUACUGUAGUGCACGAGUGUAAGUGCAACAUUGAUAAUAUAGUAUGAGGUUAAUCUAACUGUAUGUUGUUUAAACCUUCUCAAUUAUUCCAGUUCACAAUGAAGAAAAAUAUCAUGUUAGAUCAUGCUUUGUAUAAAUCAUAGAAAAUAUAUUUCGGAAUUAUCUA